AUGAUCAUUAGUCUUGUUCGAAAAAGAUCACAUGUGCAACAACUAAAUACCCACCGUGAAGCUGCUGUUGCGGCGUUUUUCGAUACCGAAAAUUUACGUGUUCUUGACAGCGUGUACACAUCAUCUGGAGAUCCUUUAGGAAAGCUGUCUUCUUAUCAACCUAGCCGUUUGAUCUUAAUCGCAAGAUCUCCAAUCUCUGUAGAGGUCCUUGCUAAUCAUAAGGAUCAAACCUGGGUUCAUAUGAUAGCAAGAAUGCCCUGCCAUUCAUAUGACGGCAAUCAAAGCAAUCUAGAAAAGCAACAUGCAAUGCAUGGCCCCACUUCAAGGCUCAAGUUUGCUUCUCUCAUCUGCAAAUCAAACGCCCCCACAAUCUUGCAAUAA
This is a messenger RNA of Mitosporidium daphniae, 381 nucleotides long. RefSeq lists its product as uncharacterized. The transcript is spliced from 3 exons. The record is from RefSeq and is a predicted model, not a curated record. Lineage: Eukaryota; Fungi; Microsporidia. The coding region runs from base 1 to 381 and encodes 126 amino acids.